AUGGGUAGAAUCAAACGAGUUCGUAAAAUUCAAAAAAUACUUAAAAAAACUGAUGCCAGAGUAAGCGAUAAUCCUAGUAAUUUUGUUGGGCAAAAUGUACCGGUAAAAAAACUAACAAAAGAGGAACAACAAAAGAAAGCCGGUGUUGUGUACACUGAAGAAACACCUGCUUGUUUGUUUUUCAACGCAAACUUGAACCUAGGACCUCCUUACCAUGUUUUGCUCGAUACUAACUUCAUCAAUUUUACCAUUCAAAAUAAAAUUGAUCUUUUUCGCGGACUUGUUGACUGCUUUUUGGCGAAAUGUAUACCCACAAUCUCUGACUGUGUCGUGGGCGAGCUUGAAAAGAUGGGCCACCGUUAUCGAAUGGCUCUGCGUAUUGCAAAAGAUCCUCGUAUAAAACGCUUGACUUGUGAUCAUAAAGGCACGUAUGCAGAUGACUGCAUUGUCCAAAGAGUUACGCAACAUCGCUGUUACAUAGUUGCAACAAAUGAUAAAGAGCUUAAACAACGAAUCAGAAAAAUUCCAGGUGUACCUUUAGUAUCGAUUCAAAAUCGUCAAUACAAACUUGAACGUUUGCCCGAUGUAGCUUUAUAA
Messenger RNA from Dermatophagoides pteronyssinus (European house dust mite), 597 nucleotides. Its product is annotated as rRNA-processing protein FCF1-like. NCBI's taxonomy places the organism in Eukaryota, Metazoa, Arthropoda, Arachnida, Sarcoptiformes, Pyroglyphidae. The record is from RefSeq and is a predicted model, not a curated record.